UCGUCUGAACAAUGCAUCCAAAGUAGAUAAUAUUUCACUGUUCUGGCCUUAGGUAGCCACCUGACAGUCCAGAACGGAAAUACAUGUGAGCAGAUGGUAGCAGGAAAAGAAAAUAGUUGUCCUCACUUAUUUUCUGUGCAAAGAAAAAUCUCACUUUUCAUUUAAAUUUCACUGCAACAGAUACACUCUACAUUGUGUUUUUCAUGCGUUUCCUCCUGAUGCCAUGUGGCUGCUGGAGGUCAGAGUGACCUUGUCUUUGCCUGCAGGGGGCAGAGGAGGAUGUGUGUGAGGUGUGGGGGUGUCAGGCAGGAAAAAACAAAGGCACAUGCAGAAAAUACAAAGUGCAAUUCAAAUGCAAUCUCACGGAUUGCAAAUGGACAUAUUAUUUCAGAACAAAAGAGUGCAGGUGAGGAGGACAGGAAGAGUGGAAGUAGGUCAUUACAGAAUGUUCUUUUAAACUUGCCUGCUAGAGAUUUUCACAGAAAGAGCAAGCACCUCACAAAAUGUGUGCGACCCUGAUGUAAAAGGUCACCCGUCAGCUGCACAUUUGUUAGUACUAAGGCGGAAUCUGUCUGCAGGAAAGCUGCGAGCUCUCGUCCCGUUUGUCGUACUUAUUGUCAUAAUUAGUGUGUGAAUCUGUGCUAAAUUGUCUGUGCUGUUUCAAGAAUAUCCAACAGUUUGGUCGGUGUCACAGUUGGGUGAAAUAUCUCUGAGACGUCUUGUUUCCUUUAAUAGGCAUUUGUUCCUUGGCCCACUUCCCUCUCUCAUUUAGCUUCUCACCCUCACUCUCAUUUCUCCUCUCUCCCCCCCUGUCGCUCUCACUCUCCCUCAUUCUUACCGGGCCCGUGGUGCUCUUACUAUUGCUACAUUCAUUUAGUGCAGUACCUCAGUGUUUUUCUAUUCAGCUGUAGGUUAGCACCCCAGUCUUCAUGGGUCUUGCUGAAACCAGAGUUUGCGCUCCUUUCACAACCCAAACUGCAAACUUACCAGAGAAAAAGCCCUCAUGCUCCUUUUUAGUGCAUCUUUUCUCCUUUGGUAUGGGAAACUGCUUAGACUGGCCUCUGAGAACGAUGCUCCAGGAUGCUGAGAGGAGAUUCAGAGGGGUGCUGUCCUGUGAGGAGAUGGUCCAGACAGGGUAUCUUGGGCCUUAUCAGGACCCCAUUGUGUCCAUGACGCAAAACUGCGUCCUCGUGAGCAACAUACUGGGACAAACCUGUGUCUUCCUGAGCAAAGGCAUGGAAAAUUGCAGACAGACUGACAGAGAGCUGAGGCCAGAAGAAAUGGACGAGCUGCGAGAUGCUUUCAAAGAGUUUGACAAAGACAAGGACGGUUUCAUCAGCUGUAAAGAUCUAGGAAAUUGUAUGAGGACCAUGGGAUACAUGCCUACUGAGAUGGAGCUGAUUGAACUGAGUCAACAGAUAAACAUGAAUUUGGGAGGUCAUGUGGAUUUUGAGGAUUUCGUAGAGCUGAUGGGCCCAAAACUUCUUGCAGAAACUGCAGACAUGAUUGGAAUAAAGGAGUUAAAAGACGCAUUUAGGGAGUUUGACACUAACGGAGAUGGUGCUAUAAGCACCUCUGAGCUGCGGGAUGCAAUGAGGAAGCUGUUGGGCCAACAAGUAGGUCUGAAGGAGGUAGAAGACAUCUUAAGGGAUGUAGACUUGAAUGGUGACGGACUUGUUGACUUUGAAGAGUUUGUACGAAUGAUGUCUCGCUAAGAUCAUGAAGAUGAUCAGUCUUGAAUGUGAAGCUGUGUCCUCCUCUAUACUAGACCAAGUACAAACAUGGGACAAGCUAAGACCUUCUGAGCCAUCCAAAUCUGAAUGACACUGGAAUCGAAACUCCUUGAAUGUUUUUGGAGCGAGGAGUCACCUCACACUUUCAAUCAAUAAGUGUUCUUCCUGAAAAGUCUCCGGUUCAACUGAGGCGGAAUUUGCUGUAGCCUAGCUGACGAUUGUCUUGAUUUAUGUCUUUUGCACUUUAUUCACUAAAUAUCUUCCUGUGUGGAUAGGUUGCUGGUGUCCUGUCUCAUCCUCUACAUGGUGUAAGUAAGUGUCUUGUAAAAUGUGGCCUUUGAUGUACAACAAUGUCAGAGUGAGAGAUUGAAUGUCUGUAGAAAAGAUGUAAAAGUGCACUGUUGGAGAUUUCACUAUAUAUUCACACAGUAUGUGUUGUAUUAGAAAUUGUACGUGGAACUACCUUUGUGUGACAUCGGUACUCCACCAAGGAACCCAUGUGGCAAUAUCACAUCUGUGUUGUAUCUGUGUGACCAUAGGUGACUUUUCACUGUGCCAGUCCAGUCUGUUGAAAACAUCAUUGUCUGACAUGCAACAAAGAAGAAGAGCUCUGACAUUAACGAGACUCUGAAAUGUCUUUCGUCUAUGUUUGUCACUGGAGUCUGAGCUCAAGGACAGUUGAAACAACACUUACAAAACGAUAAGAUGUACAGCUCUCUUUCAAAACCUAAAUCCAGAGUACCAAAGUCCUCAUUGACACUAGCCCACUGCAAUUUGCAGCAAAAUGUUUGCAGGUUUGAAUUCCCAGAGUCUCUAAUCUAUCUUUGGGAGCAAGCAAUAGCUGUUUUUAAAGAUCCAUUUUGCCCUGUCUGAGAUUAUACAGUAGGAAUGACAUACGUGAACUGUACAGUGGAUGUGUUCAUGUUGUAAAUGUAUUGUAUGUCAAUGUCAUUACGAUUGUAGUUGUGGUAACGUUCCACACAUCUGUGCUGUCAAAGACAUUUUUAUGCAUGCCAAAGAGCGACAUUUAUUAAAUUCAGUAUGCACAUUUGCAUUUUUGUCUAACAAAGUAAACAAAAUAUUUCGCCAAGUUAACUGUAGAUAAAUAAAAGGUGUUUACAUUUAUAUUGUGGUGAUGUUGCCAAGGAAAAUACAGGCACUAUGUCAUAGAGAAAAGGUUUGCUAUUUAGACAUCAAAUGAAAACAUACGUUGACAACAA
Molecule: messenger RNA, 2953 nt
Organism: Amphiprion ocellaris (clown anemonefish)
Lineage: Eukaryota; Metazoa; Chordata; Actinopteri; Pomacentridae
Gene: cabp1a
Product: calcium binding protein 1a
Exons: 8
Coding region: 930-1715 (261 amino acids)
Molecular function (GO): calcium ion binding
Source: RefSeq, a predicted model, not a curated record